UGCUCAGCUGGUCUCAUGCAUUUUCUUUCCAAUGCACCGUCGUGCUAUCGUCGCGAAGAUGUGUGCGCGUGUGUGCGUGAGUUCCGCACACGAGCACAUGUCCGGCCGGUAUUAGGAGUGGAUCUUCUAAAGUGGGUGUCGCAGUCGGUCCGAGGUUCAGUAUCAAGGCACCGCGGCCGAUGCUCGCAGUUUAUAACUAAGAGUUGCGUCAGCGCGGGCGCAGUGGUGGGCAUGCGACGCGCGCACUCGGCAGCAGGUCUCGCGGCGCUCGCGCUGCUGGUGGCAGCGGCUGCGGCGCCAGGCAGCACCCCCGCGCCCGACGCGCUCUCCGUGCUGGGCGCCAUCCUGCCGCCCUUCGUCAGCCAGCGCUUCGACGAGCUGGUGAAGGCAGCCUCCGCCACCUGUGAGGUGCUCCCGCAGCAGCUGCUGUUCUCGCGCACGUCGCUGGAGGCGGCGCAGACGCCGCUGCUGAAGUACUCGCGCGGGCGGCGGCGCGCCGUGACCGUGGCGGGCGCGCUGCGGCCGCGCCGCGCCGGCGACGCGCUCGUGCUGUACGUGCCGGGCUGGUGGAACACGCCCAGCGACCCCUCCUCGCGCGCCAUCCUCGAGGCGCUGCUCACGCGCCACGCCGCCGUGCACAUGCUCGACACGCGCCUCUCCUUCUGCCGCGGCUACGUCGCCUCCGUCUCCAACGUUAUGCCGCUCUCGCACUUACUAUACAGCUUCAUCAAAGGCCUGCACAAAUCGGGCUACCCCGUGUCCUCAAUACAUAUCAUAGGCUUCAGUUUGGGCGCACACGUCGCCGGCCUUACCGGAAAACUGGUGAGGAAGAAACUGAACGCCACAUUGGGGCGUAUCACUGCGCUGGACCCGGCGCGGCCGUGCUUCGCGCGCACGGAGUUCCGACUGGACAAGCGCGACGCGCAGUUCGUGCAGGUGGUGCACUCCAGCAGCGGCGUGCUCGGGCUCGAGGAGCCGGUGGGGCACGCCGACGUGUACGUGAACGGCGUGAGCAGCAAGCAGCCCGAGUGCCGCGACCGCAGCAUCAGCCUCGAGUGCGACCACGCGCAGGCCUGGAAGCUGUACUCGGCGUCGGUGACGGACGAAGCCUCGCUGACUGGUCGCCGCUGCGCCUCUUGGGACGAGCUGAUGCAGGGCCGGUGCAGCGGCGAGGAGGCCGUGCUCGGCUACUCGUGCAGCGACACACAGCACGGCAUGUUCCUCUACAAGUCGAAGGAUACACUCGACGCCAAGCCAAGAGAAGUGCAAGCCUUCAACCCUUUUAACAUACUGAGAUGGCCGUUCAACACUUGGCGAAGUAAUAAUAACGAGAAACUAUAAUGAUGCAUUUUGUGCCGGUGAGUUGUGACAAUUAGUUUCAGAAACAUUGGGAAGUGUAGUGACUACUUCUGCGGCUGACUUGUCAUAAGUAUGUAAGUAAAGUACACAUCAUUGUGAUUGCGUGACUGUGAUAUUAAUUAAGUUUAAAGUAAAAAUAAAUACAUUAAAAAAAAA
This is a messenger RNA of Helicoverpa armigera (cotton bollworm), 1515 nucleotides long. RefSeq names its product phospholipase A1. The record is from RefSeq and is a predicted model, not a curated record. Gene Ontology annotation, molecular function: lipase activity. NCBI's taxonomy places the organism in Eukaryota, Metazoa, Arthropoda, Insecta, Lepidoptera, Noctuidae. The transcript has 2 exons. The coding region runs from base 16 to 1341 and encodes 441 amino acids. Gene Ontology annotation, biological process: lipid catabolic process.